AUGGAAAGUCCAUUUUAUAGUGCAACGGAACAUUUUCAAAGAAAACGCUGCGACGAGCUAGAGCAUGGUAUUGCUAUUAAUAGCCAGUGUCGCGUCAAUCAAUAUCCGGUGAUCGAGGGACUGGCUCGCUCUCCCAGCCUAAAUUCUUCGCCCUAUGGUGACACUGUUGCGGUAAAAAGCGGUUCUGACUCUUGCUUCCGAAUACGAUAA
Molecule: messenger RNA, 210 nt
Organism: Plasmopara halstedii
Lineage: Eukaryota; Oomycota; Peronosporomycetes; Peronosporales; Peronosporaceae
Exons: 3
Coding region: 1-210 (69 amino acids)
Source: RefSeq, a predicted model, not a curated record